Molecule: messenger RNA, 9591 nt
Organism: Callithrix jacchus (white-tufted-ear marmoset)
Lineage: Eukaryota; Metazoa; Chordata; Mammalia; Primates; Cebidae
Gene: HYCC2
Product: hyccin PI4KA lipid kinase complex subunit 2
Biological process (GO): phosphatidylinositol phosphate biosynthetic process; protein localization to plasma membrane
Cellular component (GO): plasma membrane
Source: RefSeq, a predicted model, not a curated record
GGCGGUGCUGUCUUUGGGGGACGCAAAGCGCUAGAAGAAGAGGGUUUUUUUCUUUUCCUUCGGCCGCGGAAACUACAGAAAGGAGCUGGCGAGGGUGGUCUAGAAAGGCGGUAGCCAGAAUGUCGGUGGUCCCGGAACCUCUUGUAAACCAGCUAGGCCUUCCAGUACAAUGUUGAAUAGAAGUGGUGAUAAUGGUCAUCUCUGUCUUGUUUUCAACCUCCAGGGAAUUGGAAAAUAUUUAACUCUUAACAAAUGAAUUCCCCACUUGAACUCUGCCGAAUUCCUGUGCCACCUCCUCCUUUAGAAAACUGACCUUAAUACAGAGAUAAAAGAGGAGUAGAAGGUAAAAGAAAAUGCUGGGAUCUGACCGUUGUGUUGUGGAAGAAUGGUUAUCAGAAUUCAAGGCAUUACCUGACACUCAGAUCACCAGUUAUGCAGCAACUUUACACCGGAAAAAAACACUUGUACCAGCUCUCUAUAAAGUUAUUCAAGAUUCAAAUAAUGAGCUCCUGGAGCCUGUCUGCCACCAGCUGUUUGAGCUCUAUCGUAGCUCAGAGGUUCGACUUAAGAGGUUCACAUUGCAGUUCUUGCCAGAAUUGAUGUGGGUUUAUUUACGGCUUACAGUUAGCCGAGACAGACAGAGUAAUGGUUGCAUUGAAGCACUUCUAUUAGGAAUUUACAAUUUGGAAAUUGCUGAUAAAGAUGGGAACAAUAAAGUUCUGUCUUUCACUAUCCCUUCCUUAUCCAAGCCUUCAAUAUACCAUGAACCCUCAACAAUUGGAUCCAUGGCUUUGACCGAAGGGGCAUUGUGUCAGCAUGAUCUCAUUAGAGUUGUUUAUAGUGAUCUUCAUCCUCAGAGGGAAACAUUCACUGCACAGAAUCGGUUUGAAGUCCUGAGUUUUCUCAUGCUGUGUUACAAUUCUGCUAUUGUAUAUAUGCCUGCCUCAUCUUACCAAUCUCUUUGUCGGAUGGGUUCCAGGGUUUGUGUGAGUGGGUUUCCACGGCAACAUGAAAAACAUUGGAAAGAACUCUGUGGUCGAAUAGUAUUGGAUCCUGAAUUUAUGGUGCAACUUCUCACAGGGGUUUAUUAUGCCAUGUAUAAUGGACAGUGGGACCUUGGCCAGGAAGUUCUUGAUGACAUCAUUUAUAGAGCUCAGCUAGAGCUUUUUUCUCAACCACUAUUGGUUGCCAAUGCCAUGAAAAACUCAUUACCAUUUGAUGCUCCUGAUUCUUCACAAGAAGGCCAGAAAGUCCUUAAAGUUGAAGUCACUCCAACAGUGCCGAGGAUUUCUCGGACUGCAAUUACAACAGCUUCAAUCCGUCGUCAUAGAUGGAGGAGAGAAGAUGGCUUUGACUUCUCAAACGAGGCUGACUCGAGUAUUCCUGGCUCCCCGAUCCAACACGGCUCCACUGACCUAGGGAUCAAACGUGUGCAAGAGGGGGAGGUGCUGGUGCGCAGGACCCCUGAGCAUGGCUCGCCGGAGCCCAACUCAGCAGCAGCCACAACAGAGGGUGCUGAGGGUGUAAAUGGAGGAGAGGAGUCUGUAAACCUGAAUGAUGCAGAUGAAGGAUUUUCAUCAGGGGCUUCCCUCAGCAGUCAGCCAAUUGGGACCAAACCAUCCUCCUCUUCUCAGAGGGGAAGCUUAAGGAAAGUAGCAACUGGGCGUUCAGCCAAGGAUAAAGAAACAGCCUCUGCCAUCAAAUCCAGUGAAAGCCCUCGAGAUUCAGUAAUUCGCAAGCAGUAUGUACAGCAACCAACUGAUCUUAGUGUAGAUUCAGUUGAGCUGACACCAAUGAAGAAACACCUGAGCCUGCCUGCUGGCCAGGUGGUGCCAAAAACCAAUAGUUUAAGUCUAAUCCGGACAGCCAGUGCUUCCUCAAGUAAAUCAUUUGACUAUGUAAAUGGCAGUCAAGCAAGUACCAGCAUUGGGGUUGGCACUGAGGGAGGUACUAAUUUAGCAGGUAACAAUGCUAAUCGAUACUCAACUAUCAGUCUGCAGGAAGACCGGCUAGGUCAAGCUGGUGAAGGUAAAGAGCUCCUCAGCCCAGGAGCCCCCUUAACCAAGCAGUCUCGAUCCCCAAGUUUCAAUAUGCAGCUAAUAUCCCAGGUGUAGUUUUGACUUCUUCCCUCCUCUUUCUGCUUACCUUUUAAACUGAACAUUUCAUUGUGCAAGAAGACACUUCAUCCCACAUUGUGAAAACAUUGGUCAUCAUAAUCAGAUUUCAUUUAGUUUAGGUAUCUUCAUAUUGUAUUUUGUAUCGAAACAGCAAUAAGGUUUUCUUUAUCCCUCUUUCCUACAUCUUCUCUUCACCUAUUCCUUGUAAAUGUGUUUGUGAAGCAGUAUAAAAUGUUUGCCUUUUCCAUGCCUUCCUUUCUCUUUGGGUGAUGUGCAAUCCAUUGUAGGCUGAUCGGUCCCAUUUCAACACUGUGAGACUGAGGAUACAUUAGAGGAAAUGGUGUAUAUGAUCCCUAUGAAACGAUUCUUUGGCUUUUGUUUAAAAACAAAGCAAAACGGGUUUGUUCUCAUAACCUAUAGAACUAUGAAGAUUACUAGAUCAUAUUUUUUUCUCUCUUAACCAGGAGUGCCUCAGAGAUUCUGCUAUGAUUUUGAACUUCUCUGAGUCUGUGCAAUCAUUUUCUGGAGAAGCAUGGGAAAAGGUGGUAGACUGCUGCACUUUUUAAUUAAAAUGAGGGUAGCUCUUUCUCCACCCGCCCCCCCAUCUCCUUUAUCCCAAGACAUAAUAGUUCCAUUAUGGAGGCAUUUAAAUCAAGUUAUGACCACCUCCACUGGAGGACAGGGCUCUAAGUUGAUUGUGUAAUUGAUAAUGCACUUUCUCAAUGGCUCUAUAGUCAUUAUUAACAUGUCUUCCCUCUUCCCCACAAGGACAUAUAAGGUCAUUUCUGUCCUCCAAGUUUGGCCAACUAACAAAUCAGAAUCUGAGGGGCAUGUGCUGUUUCCCAGGAAUGAUUGACACUUUGGUGCUGGGGUUUGUGGGGGGAGGGGUGGUUUUUGUUUAGCUUGUGUGGAGAUUGUGUGUGUGAGGGGAGACUUUGAUUGUUGUUUUUUUUCCUUUUCCUUUGUGAGCUGAUGAUGGCUGAAGUAUGACAGUACAUCUUCAGGUAAAGAGAGGGAUUUCUCAAUCUACUUUCUGUUAUGUCAGACUAUAAGAGAAACCCUUUCAGCUGCUUUCUAGAUGUACCUAAAUUCAGUCAGACAUUUUGGAUUAAGAAACCUAAAGUCCUGAUAGAUUACCUACUCCGAAAUACAUCAGGGACAGACAAUUGGCUGAAAACACUGAUGCUUCAAUGUGACACAUUUUUAUAGAACAUUUCUACCAGGGGGUACUGAGCUUGAUUUUUCCUGUAAGGACCACACUGCCUUUGUGUUUAAUGUAAUGCAAUUUGUGUACCUUCUAAUCAUAUAUCUGCAGUUUCUCAUUUUUAUAAGACUUUGGAAUCAUGCCAGUAAGCUAAAUGUUGAAUGUAUGUAAGUAGCAUUUGGUAACUGCUAAGAGGUUACAAAAACAUUAUCGGUAAAAAAAGUUUUUUAGUUCUGAUCCAGUUGGAUAAGAUUUUAUCAUAACCUCUUCUGGGUUUCAGGCUCUGCUGUUUGAAAAAGAAGGGAAUAUAUUGCGUUUUAAAAAAUCAGUGUAUUGUGACUUAAACUGUUGUUAUCCUUCCACAAAAUGCAUCAGAGCUAUUAGUGCUUUGUACCUUUAGAUGUUUUUACUUUAUUGUUUAAGAAAAAUAUACUGAAUUUAUAGAAAGCAAGUAUUCUCCUAAUUAACAAAGGUUAAAAUUUUAUCUCUACCAAUUAAAAUUACAAUCGAUUUUGAUAAAUAACCAGAAAAAUGCCUUGUUUUUUUCACACCUAGUAAUCCUCCCGUUUUUAUUGUAAUAACUUUUUUUUCCUAAGAGACUUUCUGUUAGACUCUUUAUAAGAACAAUGACAUGUGCUUGCUUGAAUCUGUUGGUCUGUAACACUUUCCAGCUCAUGUAAAAAUGGAAAACGAGAACCUGAACUAGUAUCUACAACAUUGCCAAAGUCCAGGGCAAAGCUGAAAGUUGAUAAAUAGACAAUUUAUUGAUUUGGGUGUGUCUGUGUCUGUGUGUGGAUACAUAUAUAUAUGGUGUGUAUUUGUAUAUAUCACAAAGAUGUAUUUUAAAUAUGCUUUCUUUUAAUUUAAGGGAUGUCAGAUAAAUGAAAGCAGUUUAAAAAUAGCCAAAAUAAAUGAGGUGUAAAGGUCCAUAACAUACUAAAAAAGGCAGAGUUUCAGGUAUGUAAGGAAAGGAACAUUAUACUUACCCAGAAACUGAGAUCUUGGCUAUGGCUGGAGGUCAGUCACUUUAUGGCAGAAAUUAUGGUUUUAUUUGGGAGGAUAAAAGACUGUUUUCAAUUCAAAUUGUGCAUUUAUUGGCAUCUAAAUCUGCAUAAGUUUAGUUAAAGCACAAAAGAAAUACCACAUAAUACCAAAUUACUGCAAAAAUUAUAAUAAAUACAUCAAAAUUUUCCUUUGACUAGAAAUCUUAUACCUGAAAAAUUGGUUUUAAAAAUGUCCAUUUUAGAGGAUUUUAUUUAUCUGUACGUAUAUACAUAUAUCCCUGUAUGUAUACAUACCUACAUUAACAUUUCAUCACCCUGUAACAUUUGUUUUCUAUUCUAUUCUUUUUUUUUUUUUUUUUUUUUUUUGUGACGGAGACUUGCUCUGUCACCAGGCUGGGGUGUAGUGGCACAGUCUCAGCUCACUGCAAUCUCCACCUCCCAGGUUCCAGUGAUUCCCUGCCUCAGCCUCCUGAGUAGCUGGGACUACAGGUGUGCACUACCACAGCCGGCUAAUUUUUUCCAUUUUAGUAGAGAUGUGGUUUCACCUUGUUGGAGAGGAUGGUCUUGAUCUCCUGACCUUGUGAUCCACCUGCCCAGGCCUCCCAAAGUGCUAGGAUUCCAGGCAUGAGCCACCGUGCCUGGCUGUUUUCUAUUCUUUUAGGUGACCUCAGUGAAGAAACAUUUCAUUUAGUCUAAACCUUGCAUUCGGGGUCUUAGAACAGAUUUUUUGUGCAAGAAUUGUUAUUAGUUAAAAUGGAAGGUGUUUAACAAAGUCAAAUUUUCUAAGUUUUUAAAUAUGCAUUUUAACAUGCAUUAUUUUUGGCAUUUAAUAUACAAGUUUUGUUUCAGAUAUACAGCAGCUGUUACAGAUAAAUGCCAGCAAUAUUCAAACUUUUUAACAAGAUUUUGUUUUACAUUUCCUAACUUCCAUAAAAGUCUAACUAUAUGAAAAAGAUAUUUAAGGAGAAAGUACUUGUUUUCUGUAGUAAAACAAUUAUGUUGGUGCCAUGUAUGCCAAGUUGGAUAAAAUAAUACAAAGAAAUAGCUGAAGGAACUCUGACAUUAAUUACUAGAAAGCAAACUAAAAUGCAAAGUGAAUAGUUAACUUAGAAGAUUUGAUUUUUUGAGACAGGGUCUCACUCUGUCCUCCAGGCUGGAGUGCAGAGGCAGGCGCUAUCACAGCUCACUGCAGCCUCGACCUCCCUGGGCUCAGGUGAUCCUCCUACCUCAGCUUCUGAAGUAGCUGGAAUUCCAGCACCACCAUGCCUGGCUAAUUUUUGUAUUUUUAGUGGAGACGGGGUUUCGCCAUGUUGCCCAGGCUGGUCUUGAACUCCUGUGCUCAAGAGAUCCACCCACCUCGGCCUCCCAGAAGUGUUAGGAUUACAGACAUGAGCUACCACGCCUGGCCUGAAGAUUUUUAAAUGUAAGAAUAUUUUAAGAAGCUAAGGGGGAAAUUGUUAUUUUAAAAUCCUGAUCCCCUUACCUUUACCCCUUACCAUUCCCCUUACCUUUCCAAUUCACUUUUCUUUGUCUAUUUAUUAAUAGAACCAGAAUUGUGCUAAGAAACCGUAGAGAUAAUCUAGCUAGUUUCUCACUGCCUCACCACAUUCAUCAAGAAACUGAGGCUCAGAGGGUGGUGUGAUCAAGGUCAUAUAACUAAAGCAGAGCCAGAAUCAAACCCAGUCUCCAUGGGUUUGGGGAGGCAGUGGGUUGUUAAAUCUGUUUUUUGUUUCUUUACAGUUCUGGUCUAGUAGUUAGUGAAUACAGCACAUUAAGAAAAGUAUUAAAUCCAGAAAAAAUGUAGAGUAAUCGAGAUGGGGAAGUGUUGGAAAUGUUAAGAAUAUAUACAUAUGUAAGGAUAAAUACAUUAUUCUUUAUUCUAAUUUAUGCCUUACUAUUUUCUGCCACAUAACAGUCGUAUGCUGCCAUUUUAUAGUUGAUUACAUUUCUGGGGAUUUAUUUAAAUGUAAAAUAAACCCAAUGAAAAGGCUGUGAUCAGUGUUUCUAGUUAUUUUAAAGUGAUUUUUUGAGUCAGCCAGCUUUUAGUCACCAGUGUGGCAAGCUAAUUAUAUUGCACAAUAGAGUAUUGCAAAGUAAAGAUUAAAUAAAUUUGAUUAAUAAUUUUUAAUGUAGAAAGAAACUGAAUCUUACCUAUGCUUAGAGCAAAUGCAAGCAAUAUUUCCUUAUGUGAUUGAAAAAGGUUUUAUAGUGUUAAACUUAUGAUUCCAUAAUGGAACAGUGACCAUGAUGUCAUUUAAAGUGUGUAUAUACCGUAUAAAAUGUCUUAAAUGCUGUAGUCUCAGCUAUAUAAGUUCAGUAUUUCCAACCUGUAUUUUCAAAUUCUACCUAGAAGCUUUAAACUAAUUAUAAUUAUUUAUUAGACACUGGAAUACUAAGAAUAACUUCUUUCAGAUUUUGUUUGUACAAUUUUUGUGAAUAUUUUAAUGAAGUGGAGUAUUUUUCCCACCUCACUUUUGUGAGGUUUGUAUGGGUCCAUUUUUGAGUACUUCAGUUGUUGACAAUCAGUUGUCUCAUUUAAAUCUCUGCAUGUUCAUUUGUAAAUAAAAAAUUUAGUAUCCGUCUUUAGGGGUAGUACCCUAUCACAAACACUGGCAAGGAAUGGCCCUCCAUUUCUGACCUUGGAUUACAAAGUAUGUUUUGGGUUUUUCUUUUUUAAUCAGUAUUUCAGUUACAUAUUUGUUUUCAGCUUUAAAAAGUUUAACAGGUCAUGCCAGUGAUCAGAAAAUCUGUAAGCAUUUUAGAUCAAUUUUUCUACACUACAGCUAUGUUAAACCGUCUGAACAUGAGAUUUUUUUUAUCUUUCCAUUUGAAUUACUGUCAUUUCACCACUAAGUUGGUUGAGACACUUAUUUGUAAUACUUUAAUUUUUUUAAAGUGCUUUUUAGAAACAAGUUGUUUGAAAACCAAUUAGAAAUUGGAAUUUUUGCCAGAUUGUAAGAAAAUGGAAUGCAGUGUAAAAAUGUUAACAAUGCUAAUAAAAUUAUGAGUCAUCAGAUUGGUACAGUUUUCCAUGCCAAGGUGGUCAUAUUGAUAAUGUAAGACAAAUUUUAGUAUUACUUGCAUUGUGUGUACCUAAUAGGUAUAUCAUACUGGUACUGAGCAUAUAUAGAAAAUACUAUUCAUAGAGGAGUCAUCACCACCCAACCUCCUUGUCCAUGAAGGCAUAUUUCUUCUAAACCUGACUGCACAAGUACAACAUCUUGGUAACUUCAGGCUUUUCAGUAUUUUUGGAAUCUUAGCCAUAGUCCUAUGAGAAAUGUACAUAACAGCAAACAAUUCAGGAUAAAAGUUAGCAGAAAGCUGGGAAGGAUGCGAAAUAACUGGCAGCAUAGUACAGAAAUGUAGGGUAUAUGUUUCUGUAGGAUUUUCAGAAAUUGUGUUAAUCAUGUUUACAAAUUAAGGCAUAUUCAGAUGUCUGCCAUUAAUAUUGAUUUUGUUAAAGAAUAGAAUUAGGUAUAGCUUAAAGUAUAAAUGAGUCUCUUUACAUGUGUUUCUGGAAGUAGGUCUAAUAAAGAAAUCCUUUUAUUUUCAAAGAAAUGAACUUAAUUGGACAGUUCCUCCCCAAUUACAGAAUUGAUAUCAAUAUGUUUUGCUGUAUUUAGAGUAUAAACAGCUCAAUGUUAAUUAUAUCAAAGAAAGUUCUUUACAUCUUCAUUGAUUACAAAGUUUACCAAAGAAAAUGUAUCUACCAAAUAUAAUUUCUAAAGUACUUGUAAGGAGUGAAGCCUCUUUAACAUAUAGAGUAUACUGAAAAUAUUCUCUGACCUGGAUAGGUUUACAGUAGCUACAAGAUUACAAUUUAGGUUUUCUUAUGUCAAUAAAUGUCAAUAUUUUAUACUUCCAGCAAAAGUACCCAUUAAAGACUAAGUCUAAAUAUUGUUCCUCAUAGCACAUUUUCUUGUCUCCUUAAAUUAAGGAUUCUAUUCACCAGGACUGAAAAACAAGGGGGACAUUCCUAAAAUUGGUGUAUUGUAUAAUAUAAUGGGUUAAGUAAAAUUUAGGAGGAAAUUGUAGAAAUGUACCUAUUUUUAAAGGGCAGUGGCAAUUAUUAUUAUAUUGGUUAAACUGGUACAGUUUGUUUAUGAUUUAUGUCCAUGAUCAUUGAGUGUUUUUUUCUUUGCAGAAAAACAAGAUUGGGUUAAGAAAAGUGAAAAUACUCAUUUUAAUAAAUAUAUAGGCCAAUAAGAACUAGUUUAUUUCAACUGUUAAUUUUUUUGGAAAUCAUGAAAUGUAUUUGCAUAUUGAUGUUUCCAAACAAGUUUUAUAUAUUGUUUUUUAUAGCAGGGAGUAGUUAAAAAGUAAUGAAUAUAUUGAUUAGCUGUCUUGGAAAGAGAGGAUUGGCUUUCUAACAAUCACUGAUACUAGUUUGAGUUUUGGUGGUGGGGGGGUUGUUUUUAAGUGUUAUCAUCCAUACUGAAUUGAGAGAUGUGCUCCAUUGGGUGUUUAAAAAUAUUUGGAAUAAGUUCAUCUACCUGACAUUGAAUCUUUUUUAUUCUUACUCUAAAAAUUACUCUGGCUUUAUAUUCAGUUUAAGUGGUUAAGUGAAACAGUUUUUAGGGUGCAAAAAUUGCUUUCCCACUAUUUUUCUCAUGAUAAUUUGGGUCUCCUGAGCUAUAAUUUCUGAAGGAUUUUUUACUACUUUGGCAUUAUGUAAUCUGAUCUCUGUCACAAUGGACAACUGAAUAAGAAAUAUCUCACUUUCAUGUUUUUGCUUCAUAAAAGGGUAUGGAAUGUACACAUCAGCUUUUUUUUUUUUUAACCAGCAUCAACCUAUAACUUGGUAUAAACUUCCCAAGUAUUCAGAGAAUAUUGCUGGUGAAAAUUUAAAUAGGAUAGGCAUAUAGAAAUUAUAAUGUGUAUUGAGUGAUGUCCUUUCAACCUAGGACUAGUGAAAACCUUCAUUUUUUUAGAGCUGAAGAAAAAAACGCACAUUUAAGAUCAUAUUUAUUGGUGCAUGUAAGCCAUUAUCCUGUCUUACUGAACCAAUUAAUGCUGUUGAUUGUUGAAAUGUGAAAUGUAGUCACUGUUGACCUUGUAAAUAUCUGCCAGAGAUGAAAAAAUAUUUUAAGUUAUUGUAAAUAAAGAUGAUGUAUAAAAUUCAGUAUUAGUCUGCAAUGCAGAAACAUAUCUUAGAUGUUAAAAUACUGUGUUUGAAAGAUGUGUAAUUUACCCUUAGAUGUAUCUAGUUACAUUGAGUGUAAAUUUUUUUGUACAGUAUAAAAAUACAGCUCUAUUUGGCUUUUAA